GUGUCAGUGCGGGCUUUUAUUGUGAAAGGGGAGGUUCCUGGCGCGCAGCUCCGCGUUCAGCCGCUCCUUGACGCAGUCACUCCGCGGAGCAGCAGCGGCGCAUAAACACUACUUUUGGCGUGCAGUGAGCCAAUUCUGGCGCACUCCAAGGCCUUUUUCCGGGCCCAGGGAAAGACACCGAGGCCGUGAAUAAUCCGCAGAGUUAGCGCACUUUAUAAACUGUUCGCACUGAGUGUUUUAGGACGCGUUUGGCCCCGGAGCUAACGCGCUAGCACUAGCAUCGAGGGGACCCCACACAUUAUCCAAGCUGGAGACGCAAAUGUCGCUGGUGGACCUGGGGAAGCGCCUCCUGGAGGCUGCCCGCAAAGGUCAUGACGACGAGGUGCGCAACCUAAUGGCCAACGGUGCCCCCUUCACCACAGACUGGUUGGGCACAUCGCCUCUGCACCUGGCGGCUCAGCACGGUCACUACUCCACCGCCGAUGUGCUGCUCAGAGCCGGAGUGAGCCGAGACGCACGGACCAAAGUGGAUCGAACACCCCUGCACAUGGCUGCAGCCGAGGGACACACCAUCAUAGUAGAGCUGCUUGUACGGAGCGGCGCGGACAUAAAUGCCAAAGACAUGCUAAAGAUGACGGCGCUGCACUGGGCAGCGCAGCAUGGGCACCAUGGCGUCGCAGAGACGCUCAUCAAACAUGGCGCCGACGUGCACGCGCUCAGUAAGUUCGACAAAACACCAUUCGACAUAGCAGUGGACAUCCAGAAUACAGAGCUCAUGCUGCUGCUGCAGGAGGGGAUGCAGAACCAGGUAAACAUGAAUCAGGUGAGUGUGAACGUGGACAGCGGCUCCGGAAAUCAGCCUCAGUUCAUCAUCCAGGGUCUGCCCUCACUCCAGGGGGGAGUGGUCAACCUGGCCGAGCUGCUCAACAAGGCCAACACAGGUGAGUCGGAGGAGGCAAUGGCGGCUUCUGCUCUGGACUCGAAUGUCCAGCAUGCGGUGGUGAAUGAGGGAGGCCAGAGGGUCAUCACCAUAGUAACGGACCAGCACGGCAACCUGCAGACGGCAACAGGAGCCAUGACACAGCCCUUCUUUGUCACAAUGCAGCACGGGCAGCAGAUGCUCGUGCCAGCUAACACUGUGACUGAGGAGGUUGUUUCUGAAGAACCUCCAACGAGAAAACGCAAACUGGAGCCUACACCUGAGCUCCCGGAGACGGAGGUAUUGCAGAGGCAGCUUCAGGAAGCCAACAGAAAAGCACAAGAGUACAGGCAGCAGCUGCUGAGGAAGGAGCAGGAGGCAGAGGAGUACCGCAUCAAAUUAGAGGCCAUGUCCCACAGCCAGGCUAGUUCCAGUGCUAACCCCGGAGCUAAUGGAGCUAACGAUGCUAACGGCACUAAUGGCGAGCAGGAUGAGGUUGAGGGUGAAGAGGAAGUGGUUGGCAUCAUCAUGACUGAGGAGGGGGAGGGGCAAGAAGUGACGCUGGUGACGGGCAGCACCGAGUGACAACGACGACUUUAGUCCUGGGUCAUUCCUGGGUCAUUCCUGGUUCAGACCUGUGUUUAGACCUGUGUUUAGACCUGUGUUUCUGGGUUAACGGUACAAAGUGGGUUGUCAGUGGUUAAGUUCAUUGAGUUUCUCUGUGGAGCCCUCGUUUUGGACCAGGACUAGUCCAGAACACAGACCUGAUAUCAUGGCUUUAUCACAGACACUUAAAAUUUUGUCAAGAAUAAAACCUGACCGGGACCUGGACCAGAGUAGGACUGGACCGGACCAGGACCUCUCCCUCUGCCAAAUGUCCUCUAUUUUAAAAUCAUGUUAAACUCUGGAGCACCCUGCCUAGGAUGGCCGCUCUCCUUCAAUGAACUUUAAACUUUGUAAUAAACUCCACAAAUGUUUGUUUUAUCUCAUUUUAACUCUGCUCCUCCUGCUAUUUCUUUGGCUCUGCCCCCAGCCAGUCCCUUGCCUCCACCCCCCUGGGUGUCAUUGCUCUUUUGUCUUUUCUAUUCUCAUUUUUCUGACUGAUCUUCUCGUCUGGUGUCAAGGGCGGACAUGAUUUUUGUACCUGCGUUUCUGUACAUAAAAAGUGUAUUUUUGUAACCAUAGCGACAAUGACGAAACAUUAGAGACAUAAAGUGUUUUUGGAAAAUC
This is a messenger RNA of Periophthalmus magnuspinnatus, 2149 nucleotides long. RefSeq names its product GA binding protein transcription factor subunit beta 2a (gene gabpb2a). Gene Ontology annotation, biological process: positive regulation of transcription by RNA polymerase II. The transcript is spliced from 8 exons. The record is from RefSeq and is a predicted model, not a curated record. Lineage: Eukaryota; Metazoa; Chordata; Actinopteri; Gobiiformes; Gobiidae. Bases 320 to 1504 code for a protein of 394 amino acids. Gene Ontology annotation, cellular component: nucleus. Gene Ontology annotation, molecular function: transcription cis-regulatory region binding; protein binding.